GUGGAGGAGGUAGCAAAACCCCAACAUGCACACCGCCAGAAAAGACUGGGUGUAAAUUUCCAUUGUCGAGUGCUAAGUAUGUGGCUGCGGUCUCAGGAUGCUAGAACUGCGGAAAUCUAGUGCGGUACGUUCGCUUACGUGCGGACUGUUCUCUCAUCCUCGUGCCCUGACGAUCAUCGUCCGAGCCAUGGACUUUAGCUAUCGAAGGCGAUGCCGAUGAUCCGGUGAGAACCCCGAAGUGCCAUGCACCCUGCCGCGUGGAAGGCUCUGGAGGCCAGGCUGGUCUCUCUGCUCCUCAUAUCUUGUCUGAUCUUCAUAGUAAAUUGUUCUGAAGACGAGGAGCGAUUGGUUCGUGACCUCUUCAGAGGUUACAACAAGCUGAUUCGCCCCGUUCAGAAUAUGACAGAAAAAGUGGACGUCAGGUUUGGACUGGCUUUCGUUCAACUUAUCAAUGUCAACGAGAAAAAUCAAAUUAUGAAAUCAAACGUCUGGUUGAGAUUGGUAUGGAACGACUAUCAGUUACAAUGGGAUGAGGCCGACUAUGGAGGAAUUGCAGUACUCAGGUUACCACCUGACAAGGUCUGGAAGCCAGACAUAGUUUUAUUCAAUAAUGCCGAUGGCAAUUACGAAGUUAGAUACAAAUCGAAUGUGUUAAUUUAUCCAAAUGGUGAAGUGCUGUGGGUUCCUCCUGCAAUUUACCAGAGCUCUUGUACAAUAGAUGUAACAUAUUUUCCUUUCGAUCAACAAACGUGUAUCAUGAAAUUCGGAUCAUGGACGUUUAAUGGCGACCAAGUGUCAUUAGCCUUGUACAAUAAUAAAAAUUUCGUCGAUCUGUCAGACUACUGGAAGUCCGGAACGUGGGAUAUAAUCGAAGUGCCAGCCUACCUCAACAUUUACGAAGGAAAUCAUCCAACUGAGACAGACAUCACUUUUUACAUCAUCAUACGCCGAAAAACCUUGUUUUAUACUGUCAAUUUGAUACUCCCUACAGUUUUGAUUUCGUUCCUGUGCGUCCUGGUUUUCUACCUACCAGCCGAGGCCGGAGAAAAGGUCACAUUGGGCAUCAGUAUUCUACUGUCACUGGUUGUGUUCCUGUUGCUGGUAUCAAAAAUCCUGCCACCCACAUCUCUAGUACUUCCACUGAUUGCGAAGUAUCUUCUCUUCACGUUCAUAAUGAAUACUGUCAGUAUUUUAGUAACAGUCGUGAUAAUAAACUGGAACUUCAGAGGUCCAAGAACGCACAGAAUGCCAUCCUGGAUCAGAUCAGUAUUCCUCAACUACUUACCAGCGAUGCUCCUGAUGAAGAGGCCGCGGAAAACGCGAUUGCGGUGGAUGAUGGAAAUGCCGGGCAUGGGUGUCCCGCCACAUCCAUAUGGAUCUCCCACCGACAUUCCCAAACACAUAAGUUCCAUCGAAUCCCAAAGCAAAGUAGAGGUGAUGGAACUAUCCGAUCUGCAUCAUCACCCCAAUUGCAAGAUCAAUCGGAAACCGAAUUCCGACAUGGGGGUAGGUGUCGGAGUGGGGGUUGGCGACAGCUGUAGAAGGGAGAGCGAAAGCUCAGAUUCGAUACUACUCUCGCCCGAAGCUUCCAAAGCCACAGAAGCUGUGGAGUUCAUAGCUGAACAUUUGCGCAACGAAGAUUUAUACAUACAGACCCGUGAAGACUGGAAGUAUGUGGCGAUGGUGAUCGACAGGCUUCAGCUGUACAUGUUUUUCAUUGUGACGACAGCUGGAACUGUGGGAAUUCUGAUGGAUGCUCCGCAUAUCUUCGAAUACGUUGAUCAGGACAGAAUAAUAGAGAUAUAUCGGGGUAAAUAAAGUAAGAAGUUCCAAUCUCUGGCUAACAAAUCAUGUGGCUUCCACACCAAGGCCUACAAGGAGAUAAAAAGUGACUCAAAAGUGUGGUGGGUGACUUAUAAGUGAAAUAGAAUACUUUUCUGACAAUCGACAAUUUCAAUGAAUCUGGCGAUUUUCAGUCUCAUCAGUCCUGAAGAAUUCUGGCCUUUUUUUAAUAUUUUUCAAGCCAAUUCGGUUAGCCGAUUCUGAAACCACAAAUGGUUAUGAUGUCGUUAACCAAGUUGAUGACAUGCGAAUACCACUUCCAACCCAAGAACUAUAGUUAGUUGCUCUCUCCAAUAUGUAAACUGUCUUCCUAAAACUGUCUUCGUUUAGGUGAAAUUGAAGAAAUGCUUCCUCAUCUCCUUUUUUUUUAAAUUAGUGUGAGGUUUGAUGGAAAUUUAACGUAGAAAAUUAUUUCAAUUCGUUUAUAUUAUCCAUUACUUUUGAAUGGUUGUGCAAGAUGUUUUAAUUUUUUAUUGAGUUUGAUCGAUGAUGAAACGGUAUUUUUUAGUACACUCAUUGGAUAUGGGACAGACCUUCUCAUUUAUUUAAAAAGAGUAUCCACUAAACUGUUUCUUACCGACAACUUCCCAACAUGACUGAUUAUUAGAUUUGGACUCAGCUCUAAGUUUUUGGAUAUUCAACCAGCACCAAUAGAAUACAGUCUGAUUCAUCACUCCUAAUUAUUAAGUACUUCCAAGCAAUGUGAACUUCCAUGUCAUGUUGGAAUUGCAAAAUUCAAAUAGUAGGAGAAACACAUUAACUUCACUUCAUAUACAAAUUGAGUCUUCAUUAUGGUGAGGAUUUUCAAUUUAUGGGAAUGACGUUGAUACACUCACCGGCAAAAUAAUAGAUCCACUCGAAACUUCUCCAGUUUGCUCAUCAUUAUCUUUGUUGAUUCAUCUCCGAAUAGAUUUUUCUUCUCAUUAUAGCAUGAGUGAAUUCAUCAGGAAUCUUAAUUUGAAAUUUCAAGAAGAUAAGGUGAGGUGUCACUUAUAAUGCCACACGAGCGUAAAUUAUUACCGGAAACUGUUUUGAGAACACGAAUAUUUUGAAAAUUUUCCGAGUCGAAGAGGAGGGAGAAUUUUCUGAAUAUUGUUCGAGAAAGAAUAUCCGAUUUAUAAUUGAAGUUACAAAAUGGCGACUUUGGUCCACUAAAGUUGAUGGAAAUCAUAACAUUGUUAGGUUGAAUAAAACAAAAUUAACUUACUUUAGUUACAUAUUUUACAAAAAUCAAGCUAUCGCAACUUGCAAUAAUGUGAGGAAUAGAUGUACCCCAAUAACAAAAUAAUAAACUACAGAGUGUAUCAGUUUGGCCACUCCAUAGAUUAUUUUAAAGUUACAAAGGCACGUUUUGUUACACUAUGAAUAAUAUGGAAGAAUGCUCAAUUUUCUUGAAAUUUCAAACUUACGACAGCUUUCUUAUGGAUUUAUAUACACUAUAAUAGUUAUAUACAAUGUAUCAAGGGCUUGAGAUAGACUUUCAUGGACCGCAGCUUGGUGAGUAAUAUCAAUUAGCCUAGGUCUAUAAAAGCAAGUUACACCCGAAAUACAUUUAACAUGUUAUGCACAACCGUUUCAGACAUUUAUUUACUAUUAAUAGGGAAUUCAACAAUGAUUUUGAGUUCAUUUUGCCAAAUUAUGAAUAACACCGGCGUAGAAUGAUCAAAUGGUAUUCCACUAGAAAAAACUGAAGAACCAGUUCAAUUACUCCAACCGCCUGUUCACCUACAUUAACACACGCCGGAAUACUUCAACGCCUGCUGUACCUCUUUAUGGGUCUAUGGUGUUAAAGUGCUACCUUACGCCCGGUCGUGAAUGAAUGAAGAAAUAAUCGAAUCAGAUUCGAAAUAAUAGAGUAUUGAUGAGCAAACCUUAUCGAUAUUUUGAGUGGAUCGAUUAUUUUGCGGAUGAAUGUGGUUGAUUGAAACUAUUCAGUUGUCGAUAAGUCCAUGCAUGUGUAUUUUCUUCUUUUUAUUGAUUUCUGGAUACGAUUCGAAAAUGUUCGUAUAUUCCAUGGAGUUGUCGAUUAAUACGUCAGCGGUUGUUAGUAUGUCGCGAAUGUAUACCAAAAAUCGAUUGUUUUGAAUGACUUAGAAUUUGUUUAUAAGUAUCGUCGAGUGACAAUCGGAAGAAUCCCUGAGUGAACGAGGACUUCGUAUAGGUAUAUAUCUACAUUAUACGAUAUAUUUCAUCGUCUGAACAAACUAUGCGUCUACAUAGGUUUAUUUAUUGCCAAUAGAAUUGAUGUAUAAACUGUUCUUACAGUUCUGUCCGAUAAUAUCUGUGCCAAAAUCAAUAUUAUCAUCUAAUUUCGACGAAAAAAUAUCAGAACAAUGAAUUUUGAUAUUUCAUAAAUUCAUUGAUUCUUCCGAAAAGUGAACCUUGUGUGAUUUGGUUUCGAUAACCAAGGAUACGUCUUCAAAAUUAUGAUAAUUAUAUAGAGCCAAACAGAAUAUG
Messenger RNA from Phaedon cochleariae (mustard beetle), 4299 nucleotides. Lineage: Eukaryota; Metazoa; Arthropoda; Insecta; Coleoptera; Chrysomelidae. The record is from the annotation of a GenBank genome assembly.